Messenger RNA from Malurus melanocephalus (red-backed fairy wren), 1098 nucleotides. RefSeq names its product olfactory receptor 52K2-like. The record is from RefSeq and is a predicted model, not a curated record. Gene Ontology annotation, biological process: G protein-coupled receptor signaling pathway. Gene Ontology annotation, cellular component: membrane. Gene Ontology annotation, molecular function: G protein-coupled receptor activity; olfactory receptor activity. NCBI's taxonomy places the organism in Eukaryota, Metazoa, Chordata, Aves, Passeriformes, Maluridae.
AUGUCAGCCCCCAAUGGGUCCAACACCAGCCCUCUGCCUUUCCUCCUGACGGGCAUCCCUGGCCUGGAAGCUCUCCAUGUGUGGAUUUCCAUCCCAUUGUGCAUUACCUACGUACUGGCCUUGCUGGGAAACCUGCUGGUGCUGCUGGCYGUGGGGCUGGACAGGRGCCUGCACCAGCCCAUGUUCUGUUUCAUCGCCAUGCUGGCUGGCAUCGACCUCAUCUUCUCCACUGCUGUGGUUCCCAAGAUGCUGGGYGUGUUCUGGUUGGGUUCAAGGGAGAUUGGCUUUGAAGGCUUCAUCCACACAUUCACCGCAGCGGAGUCAGGGGUGCUCCUGGCCAUGUCCUUGGACUGCUAUGUGGCCAUCUGCCACCUGCUGAGGUACAGCACCGUCCUGAGCGGCCUCAGGGCCAUCCAGGCAGGGCUGCUGUCCCUGGCCAAGGGAGUUGGUGUCAUGAUCCCCCUGAUGUACCUGCUCAUCAGCCUGCCCUACUGCAGCAGCAGGGUGAUCCCACACUUGUCCUGUGAGCACGUGGCCCACAUGGCCACCAGCCACCGCUACAGCCUCAGCCUGGCCACACUGCUUGUGGGGACAGACUCUGCCUUCAUCACCUUCUCCUACGGGAUCCUCAGGGCUGUGCUGAGGCUGCCAUCCCACCAGGCGAGGCUCAAGGCCCUCGGCACCUGCAGAUGCCAUGCUUUUGUCAUCCUGAUCUUUUACAUAGGUGGGCUCCUCUCCAUGUACCUGCAGAUGUUCACUCUUGGCUUGGCACCUCACAUCCAAGUGCUGCUGGCUGAUUCCUACCUCAUGGUCCCUCCCAUGCUCAACCCCCUCGUUUAUGGCAUAAAGGUGAAGCAGAUCCAGGAAGGGAUUUGCAAACUGCUGGGGCAGCUGGCAGGACCCUGGAGCUCACAAGCUGCUAAAGGUGGCUCAGCCUCAGAGAAAGAUUUCUCCCAUCCCAGAACAGGCAUGGAGUUGAGUGCAAUGAAUUACCCCCCAGAAAGGUCCAGAAAGGAAACCUCAGCCAGAUGCCUGAUGCUGACACGGCCACAGCUGAUUGACAGGAAUGGGUUUGGGCAACUGUCCUUUGGCCAGUAG